AUUAGUUAUUUGUUCGGACGAAUUAGAUAUUCGUUCGGACAAAUUAGAAAUUCGUUCGGACGAAUUAGUUAUUUGUUCGGACGAAUUAGAUAUUCGUUCGGACAAAUUAGAAAUUCGUUCGGACAAAUUAAAUAUUCGUUCGGACAAAUUAAAUGUUUGUUCGGACAAAUUAAACAUUCGUUCGGACAAAUUAAAUAUUUGUUCGGACAAAUUAAAAAUUCGUUCGGACAAAUAAGAAAUUCGUUCGGACAAAUGAAAGUGUUUUUUGGGAACUUUAUAGUAAUUUAAGUCAAAUCUGAUGUCAAUGAUGGAUCAGCAGGAAGUACUGCAAGAGGUAGCAUUUUUCCAUUCUCUUGGAUUCAAUAAUGAUGAAAUUUUGAAAUAUUUGGCACAAUUUAGUCAAAUAGUGAUAAGUAAAAGGACACUUAAAAGAAUGUUACACGGUGCAGGAUUAUUUAGAAGAAAAAAUUUCUCAGAUUUGCUUGAGGUUGCUCUAUUUCUCGAGAGUAAAAUGGACACAGCAGAAAAACUUCAUGGAUACAGAUUAAUGCAUCUUCAGUGCUUACAAUCUGGUUAUACAGUGACACAAGAAACUGUUAGGCUUUUACUGAAAAUAAUUGAUCCUAUAGGUGUUCAGAUAAGAAAGCGAGGACGAUUGAGACGGCGUACAUACACUAAUCCUGGGCCAAAUUUCAUUGGCACGUCGAUUCUUACGACAAACUCAAACCUUUUGGUAUUUGCAUCAAUGGGUGCAUCGACGGUUUUUCUAGAUGCAUGAUAUGGCUAGAAGCAUACAAAACUAACAGUAAACCAGCUCUGAUAGCUGGAUACUUCAUAAAAGCUGUGGAAUCAAGGACGGGAUGUCCAAAGAGAAUUAGAGCAGAUCUAGGAACUGAAAAUGGCCACAUGGAACAGAUGCAAAAGUUUUUACGAUAUGAACAUUUAGAUGAAUUCGCGAGCCGAUCAUUUUUAUAUGGUUCUAGUAACCAUAACCAAAGAAUAGAAGCUUGGUGGUCAUACCUAAGAAGCCAUAAUGCACAAUUUUGGAUGUCUCUUUUUAAGGGCCUGAAAGAAGAAGACGAAUUCACCGGAAACUUUCUGGAUAAAAAUUUGAUUCAGUUUUGUUUUAUGCGAUUAAUUCAGGAUGAACUUAAUGAAGUUGUUCACCUCUGGAACACACACCGCAUGCGAAGAAAUCAAAAUCAAGUUGCACCAAGUGGUAGACCACUUACGAUGUAUCAGAUUCCUCAUCUGUAUGGAACAGAAAACCAUGCAUGUCCAGUAUCUUUGGAAAAGAUCCGCAUAUGCCAAGAAGAGUGCAUUUAUAAAGAAUCUUUCCCAUGUGAUAGUGAUGUUUUUUAAUUAUGUUGUAUUUUAAUGACAGAAUAUAACUUGGAACCCCCAACAAACAGUGCGACUGCAACAAGACUUUAUAAAGCUUUGCGAGAUUUAAUAUAUCAAACCUUACAAUUUCAUGUCAAAGUACUCUGUUAGAAAAGUUUAUAAUUCUUUAUUAUUAAUAGAUGAAAAAACAAAAUAUCAUACAUAAAUCAUAAAGCUCA
Molecule: messenger RNA, 1562 nt
Organism: Saccostrea cuccullata (small rock oyster)
Lineage: Eukaryota; Metazoa; Mollusca; Bivalvia; Ostreida; Ostreidae
Exons: 2
Coding region: 775-1362 (195 amino acids)
Source: RefSeq, a predicted model, not a curated record